Molecule: messenger RNA, 7280 nt
Organism: Anopheles funestus (African malaria mosquito)
Lineage: Eukaryota; Metazoa; Arthropoda; Insecta; Diptera; Culicidae
Product: dipeptidase 1
Exons: 12
Coding region: 3085-4335 (416 amino acids)
Biological process (GO): proteolysis
Molecular function (GO): metallodipeptidase activity
Source: RefSeq, a predicted model, not a curated record
UAUCAUUAUUAUUUGCAAUAAUUACUUCCUACCUCACAAUACACAAUAUAUUAAUGCUAAACCUGCAAGAUCAUAACCAUCAAACCGCACGGCAUUCUUAUAAUAGUGUUUUUCCCCGCUUUCUGCGCACACAUCACUCAGAGAACCCGUCUCCAGCUGAUUAAUUUUCUCCGAGAGCAUUCCAAUUUCUCAUGAAAAAUGUGUCCGUUCGGCUUUUGCUUCGUGUGUUUGCCACCUCUCAGCUCGAAAGGGACGAGCUCGAUGCUUUUUCUUCUAGCUUUCUGCACACGCACAAAAAAGGCAAACAACAAUCCAUUUCAUCUGCUUCGGAACGGACAGAAAUCGUGCAAACGUUUGCGAAUCGCUUCUACUCUCGGGCGAAUGCCAAACUAGGCCACCCAUAUACUCAGUACGUCUCGAACGGUGUGCCGUGGUAAACGUGUUUAGCAACCGAACCACGCUAAUGGUUCGCUAAAGCGCGCGCGCUCGCAGCGGAAACGAAUGUGCCGUUCUGAUACGGUCAAUACGUGUAUGUUGUGAAGAAUAUUGAAACAAAUAUUAUAUCAAUUGUGAUGGAAAAUAAUACAUUGGUUUAGUAGUGGAAAUGUGUUGCACAAGUGAACGAAAUGAAUUUCUCUGAACUUGCCUCGCCAAUGGAGACGCCUGGUGUUUGACGGGUGCUUGAAAAAUGGUUCGGCCAAACAUCUCCAAUGACCUACCGAGUGUGCGUGUGUGAAAGUGUAAAGCAAACAGCGAUAAAAGGAAGAGGAGAAAAAAACGUACCCGAUCGAUGGAUCAAAGCCUCACAAACCGUACUCGUUGGCACUAGUGAGGGAAAAGUCGAAUGCCGGUUCACUGUCCCCGUUCAUAACGAAACGAUACACAUUUACCCCAGGAAACGUAGCCAGCAAGCGUGUGCUCAAGCAUGAAGCGGUGUUGUGCUUAAGGCCGUGUCGGUCAUGUUGGUGAAAGUGAAGUUUUGUGGCCACAGGUUUAGCAAUGCGAAUUAGUUUUGAAUGCUCGCACACACACGUACAAAACACGCUUCAAACACAACAAGUUCGCAAUCAAUACGGUUUUUUCCUACUUGAAGUUGCACCGUCAGGGGAAAUUGGCUGGUUGAAGUUUGAAGCAUAAAAGGAGAAGCAUAAAAAAAGUGAAUAAAGAAAAAGACUUCACACAUCUCAGCGCUGAGCAUCUUUCGUCGAAGCAACAUAAGGAUACGGUAGGAGCUAUAUUUCAAGGACCUUCAACCAGUGCUGUGAACACUCAUUGAGCUAGAAGCUAAGAAGCUAAUCGAGGACCGUGCGGCUAGAAAUGCUAAGGUUGUUAAGAGUACAAGAAAGGCGACAAAAACACAUUUCUCCUCGUGACUGUUUCAUGGCAUAUCGAAAGGGCAUAAAUUAGAAAUGCAAUAAAUUAUCAAUCUGGACCAGCCGGUUCAAGCCUUUCGGGACCCGGCAAACUCCCCCGUCCAGGGGAAUCAACUUGCUCGGAGACAUUCUACCCACUCAAAACCUUCCAACCGGGAAUAAACCCUUGGGAUGAAGAAAACUGUAAGCUGUUCCCAUUACGAAGAAGUCAUAGUACCCUAACCGAGCUUUAUCAUACAUUCCGUGUAUAUGUGUAUGUGUGCGUUCGUGUGUGAUUUGAUGUUAAAAAGUGUGACCAUACAUUCGUUGGUGUUGUGUAAAGUGUGUGAGUGGAAAGUAUUUAACGUGAAUGGUGAAGAAGGUUUCAAUCCCUUUUCUCUCGUGCUCAUUUCCUUCAAGCUUCCUUUACUCACACCUUUACUCGUGCGAUUUCUAUUAGACCAGUUCCGUUUUCGAAGGCACAAGAUAAUUCCGAGAGGUUCCAGAAUGAGGCUGCAGUUCUAGGGUUGCCCCACUAAGUGCUGUUGACGACGAGGUGCGUCUUCUUUUGAGCGCGAUAAGCGUAAAGUCAGUGAGCAUCUUUUGAUCGAGGAUGAGCGAGCCAAAAAGAAACAGUGCCACUUGUGUAUGCAAAAAAUAAAAAAUAAAACGCCACCAAACAGUAACCAUAGUGGCACUAAGAAGCACUAGAAGUUGUUGAAUGAAUAGAGGUUGAUAGAAAAUGGUGAAGUUAGGGAAAGGAAAAAAAGCACCCAAAACAGAAGAAGAAAUAAAAAGAAGCUCCGUUCAGAAAACGACCCUUUUCAUGCAAAAGGAUUAACCUUGUGCCCGAGGCGUAUAAAAUCAUAACUUCAAGUGGAAGCAAUCGGGUAAGAACCGGCAAGUAGUGGAACGUCCGAUGCAGUGAAACCGGGGAAAGAAAAAUCCUUUCAUCCACCAGAACCAGGUGUAGGUAAACUGGGCGAACGCUUUCCGAUAGCCGUAAGGUUUCAGCUACAAAAGCGAUACCAACACUCAACAAGGCAACAGCAGUAACAACAAAAAUAAAUAAAAAAAAACCAAACAAAACACAACGUUCGAUUCUAAUCAGUUUCUGUCGGUUGGUGGGUACACUUUGAACUGGAUCCAUCGUAUUUUCCCCAGUCCGGGAUCAGUCGACUGCACUCGUACUGCAGCGAAUUGGACAAACACCGAGCAAAGCUUGAUGCCAUCAUUAUCAACCACGUUGACGGUACCACAGAUCGUACGAAUCGAUAACGACAUCACCAUACCCGACGUUAUCAAGCGCAGAACUUACCUUGCCGGCUACCAUACACGGAGGGCCCGAAAGCUGACUAUUCCAACCGCCGGGAUCAUCUUAUCACGCUCCGGUCAACACCAUUGCCACUGCCGCCAACAUCCUUAUCCUUAUCCUCUACAUCAUCUUUCGAUUCGUCCAAUCGUUUCGUGCUGAGCUAGUGCCACCUGCAACCAACUUCCGGAGACGGCACACCACACCGGAACGCUCGCGACCAAGGACGGUUUGUCCAUUGGACAACCGAUCCCGCGCGGAGUGUGAGUACCCGUUCACCGACGGCAGGGACAGUCCGACCGAGGACAUCCUAUACACCGACCUCAAACCGACCGGUGAACGAAUCAGGAAACGACCCAAACACGACGACUGCAACGGCGACGUGGAGGACGUCGGCGACGUUGCGUUUAGUGCGGCGCCAUGCGUCGCCGGAAGCCGAUCGAAGGCUUCAUUCUAUGUGGAAUUUUCUUCUGGACAAUAAUCGCCCAUCUCAUCUCGACAUGUUUGGCCAUACAGCUCGAAGAGCGGAUGGAGAUCGUGCGCAAAGUGCUGAAGGAAGUGCCUUUAAUCGAUGGUCACAACGAUCUACCAUGGAAUAUACGAAAGUUUCUCAAGAAUCAACUACGAGAGUUCCGAUUUGGCGAGGACCUGCGCGACAUCACACCCUGGUCGACGAGUGCCUGGAGCCAUACGGAUCUACGGCGCUUGAAGGAAGGCAUGGUUUCAGCACAGUUUUGGUCGGCCUAUGCGCCUUGCUCGUCGCAACAUUUGGACGCAGUGCAAUUAACGCUGGAGCAGAUCGAUCUCAUCCGACGGUUAGUAAACCUUUACCCGCAGCACAUGGCGUUAGUUACGUCUGCCGAUGGCAUCGAAGAGAGCCAUCGGUCGGGCAAGCUGGCGAGUUUGAUCGGCAUCGAGGGUGGACACUCGAUCGGAACGAGUCUCGGUGUACUGCGCACCUUCUACCAACUGGGUGCCCGCUAUCUCACGCUCACCCACACCUGCAACACACCGUGGGCGGACUGUUGCAAAGUUGAUGAGCCGGGACGGGUGCCCCACAUCGGUGGGCUGUCACACUUCGGUACGCUCGUCGUAACCGAGAUGAAUCGACUCGGUAUGAUCGUGGAUCUGUCCCACGUAUCCGUACCGACCAUGCUGGAUGCACUGGCCACCUCGAAGGCACCGGUCAUCUUCUCACACUCUUCCGCCCAUGCCAUCUGCAACAGCUCGCGCAACGUUCCGGACCAUGUGCUGAAGCGAAUCGCCGUUAACGGUGGUCUGGUUAUGGUUGCAUUCUAUCCCCAUUUUGUGAGCUGUGGUGAAAAGGCAACGCUGAAGGAUGUAGUGGCACAUAUUAAUCACAUCAGAGAUGUGGCAGGUGUUGACCAUGUCGGGAUUGGAGCCGGAUACGAUGGGGUGAAUUUAGUACCGCAAGGUUUAGAGGAUGUCUCCAGGUAUCCUUACCUGUUCGCAGAACUGCUAGAAUCAGAACGGUGGACCGAGGAGGACAUAGCGAAGCUAGCCGGUAGAAAUCUUAUACGAGUUUUCCGACAGGUCGAGCAGAUACGAGAUCAGCUCGAAGCCCAGGGAAUGCUUCCCAUCGACCAAUCGAUACCACCGGAAGAUAUUCUCGGUCGCUCGUACUGUCGCUACUCGGGUCCGCGUACGUGAUGAAGUGCCGCCGGUUCCGACGACCAUACACUCACUCUUCCACACACCAUCGAACCAAUCCACCAGAACCGUCGGGCGACUGCGGUUACGCCCGAACGCUGGACCGCUGGCUGAUUUGAGGUUAGGGUUUUUGGGUUGGGGAUGGACGCCCGCAAGAUAUACACACAUCAAAACCAGAACCGAAACAGUCGAUGAUGCGCGACGGCGCGAGGAGCGAAGCGAAAGCAGUUUCGCCAUUUUAUUGCAUAUCACUCACUAACUCAUAGUAACUCCGUAGUAAAAGCCAGCCAACGUUGAUCUCGUUGAACGGAACGCAGAGAUUGCCCCCCAGAACUCUGUUUAUUUAACUUUCGAUAUGGGAUUUUCUGUUUUCUGUUUUUGUCUCCCAAGGGCACAGUUGGGAAUGGGAAAGAAAAUGUCGUCGGUUUACGUACUUCAAUGGUGGAGAUAAAAACGAAAUUGCAACAUACAAAGCGAAACACGGUAGAGGAUCGUAACACGUUUUAGAAUGCCGUAACGCUGAGUAAUGUACCGCGAGCGUUCGCAUACUGUACAGAACUGUCUGAUCGCAACUAGCGAUCACUGGGUAAGGUAUCAAUCGAUUUGGGUGGGUAGAUGUAAAACUAUCGUAGCAAAUCUGUACAUACACUAUCAUGUAGCAAUGAUACACACUACAACGGAACGAAACGGUUUAAUUGCGGAUCGGUAGCAGCUUAAAGCGAAACCUACCGGCGGGGAAAGCGCUCUUCAUUUUGAGCCACUCAGUAAGACUUUUUUUAAACCUCACAAAAAGACUUUUCUUUUUUUGCUUUCAGUUCGUUUUUUUUAAUUUUUUGGUUAGUGUGAUGCAAUCAAUCAGCUGCUCAGCUAAUGGAACUGCAAUCGAUCAUUUGCCCUACCUGUGACACCUUACAUUGGCACAUACAGACACACACAAGAACAAGAAAAAAAUACACUUCUUUUCUUUGUUGUAUACUCCACUGCCAGCACAAUGGAGGGAUAGACAAACAAAAAACUCGUCAAAUCGAAAUGUGAUAUAAUUAUAUUGAAGCCCAGCUUAAACAACAAUAUGUGCAGAAACCGUACGAUUGCCUUGUUUCGGUUACCAUUACUUCAUUAACAAGAGAGAGAGAAAACAAAUAGAUCAUUACCAUACAAUCGAGAACAAUUCUACGUGGUUAAGCAUUAUUAUUUGAAGCAAACGUUAAAAUACCCUUUCCGCUUUCCCACCGUGUAUUAAUUGUAUUUUUGUUUUUAAAUACACAAAACGUACAGCAGCUCUCCAAAGGUCCCUGUACAUUUGCAAAUGCGUAACCAAUCCAAACAAUCUGUACAUAUGCGUAGUAGUGUAAUGAAUGCUUCCAUUUCGGUCACCUACUUCUUUCAUCGGCUCUUCCCCCCUCCGAAAAUUGGGGGGGUAAAAUAAUUUCCCUUUUUAUCACCCCCCCCCCCCCCACCAUGCUUACAACUCCGGUGCCCAACCUAUCCGCAUGGAAGUGCCCGUUCCCCAUCCAUCAUCUUUCACUAUCAAACCAUGAAAGCGACCCACGGCACAUUUGCAAAACGAGGGUUUUUGUAAUAAAACAUAAACACAUUAAAUCACCGUUCCAUGUAUGCAAAGUAACCUCACAGGGCAACAACAAAAAAGAUCCUCACCAAAACAAAACACAAAAAAUGGCAAAAUCAUUGCUGUUGUUUGCAUCUCCGCUCGUGCAGGACCAAUGGACAGCUGAUUGAUUUAUCACGCCACAAUGAUUAAAACAGAUUUAUGCCUCACAAGAAUGCGUCGCGAGCGUGCGCCAAUGGGUCAAAGAUUAUGUGCGCGUGUUUUUAUUGGUAUGUACACCGCACCAUUUACAUACGAAAUUCGGCAUUGUUCGAGCAUAAUGGGUGCAAAUCAAUACACUACACUAUUUAUAAAGCGAACCUGGUACUGGUGGUACUUUUAUGGAGUUGUGUGGUAAUAAAAAAAAAUUCACAAUUUAAUUACAAGCUUUUGAAUUAUUGAUUUACAAAUCAAACUGAAUUACCAUUCGGAGAUUAUUUUGAAGUGCGUUUCAUAUGAAUCUACAACAGGCCGUAACAUAUUUAGUGAAACACAUCACAAGAACAAUGAACUACCAAAAAAACGCCGCUAGCUAAGAAAACAGUUUGUAAUGUAGCAUACUUUGAACAAAUUCUAGAUGAUCGCUACCACACGAUACGUUGGAGCGAACGUACACAAACACACACGCGUUGUAUUAUAUGUAGUGUAUUGUCAAAGUAAUAAUAAUACGCUCGAAAGAAUUUAAUUACUAGAAAACAAAACAAAACAAACUCUCCAAACCAAUAGGCUCUUAGCUCGUACCACAAUCAGUAAAUCUUAGUGAACGAUAAGAUAAACCACCAACCACCCGGGUCGGUCGGUUCCGGUUAGGGAACACAGGAAAGGGGGUGGGCAACAAACAACUCUCCCCUCCUCCCUCAAACCCCCCUCUUGUACACCACAUUGCCACAUUUCGUUUUCCAGCGAUGGCCGACCACACCACUCAUUUUCUCACACACAGUUUCCCACUGAAUGCCAAAUGAAGUUCGUUUUGUAGUGUCGUAAGCGAGGGAAAAGAAAAACAAUUGACAAGAGACCAAAAUGUAAAACGUUUGCAAAAUGGAGUUGAUCGCGCGAAACUCCCACUUGGCGGUGGUAAUGCUGCGGGCUUGUACAAAAUCGAUCAUGUUACGAAAGAAUGUAACGGGAAAUAACGAAUUAUUAAGAAUACCAAAGCUAACCUUCUUGAUGAGUGGGAAAAUAAAAAAAAAAUAGAAUGCAAGAUGAAGAAGGAAGAAAAAUAGAAAAGAAAAUAUUAAUGAAGUGCAAACAAAAAAGAAUGCAGGAAAAGUUUGGUUUGCUGAAGAUGAAAGAUAACAAGAAGCUAUAAAUAAAUUGUUUAAUAAACAUUUAAAAGUCA